UGGUGGGAUGGAGGGAGGUAGGGGGUGGGUUAAGGAGGGAGUGUGCUUUGAACGGAACAACCUAGUCUGUCUGACUUUUCACAGCUUGUUCUGCGGGAGAGUGCAGGUUCCAAUUGUUGUAGUUCUUUCCCAUCUCCUCCUUAAAUCCAAGGUGGCUGAAGAAGAGCGUCAGUCCCUGGGAAUGUCUGCCAGCAUCAGGGCCCAGGGACCUACAGACUGUCCUUUUUGCUUCAGGACUCCUUUCCCCAACGUGGCUAGGCUCACUCUCUCAAACCCUUACGAUGCUUGAGCAUAAUGGGAUCUAGGUUUGUGGAUACCCCCUGGCUGGGCUUCAUGGAGAAAUCUUCACUGAUCACCAACCUGAAUCCCAAAACAGACCCCAUCUUUCCAUGGACAGAAUGAGAGGUCUUCUGUAACCAGGCAUAACUGGCCAUCAUGGGGAAAUUGAUCAGAAUGGGAACACGGAAGAGGCGGUUACUCUGGCCAAAGCGGCUUCUUUGGAGUCGACUCUUCUUCCUGUUGGGAAUGUUGAUCAUCGGUUCCGCCUACCAGCACCUGAGGAGCCCCCGGGGCCUCCCCUCAUUGUGGGCAGCAGUCUCCUCCCAACACCCUGUAAAACUGGCCAGCCGUGACCUCCCUAACAACGAUAUGAUGAUGGUGAGCAGUGACCCUCCAAGAGCUAGCUCUGAAAUGAUGGGUGACACACGGGUGCCCCAAACUACAGUGGGCAAGGAUGAGGCAACACGUGGCAUAACAAUGGAGAAUACCCCCAAUCCACCCAGAAGGACAGCCAACAUCACUCCAACAAUGCCCAAGAAUAACUACAGCCUAACAGCUGCAGACGCAGAAAGAACGAAGGAAGACACCACAAUCACACCCAGUAGAGUACUGAAUCACUACACCCCAACUUCAAAAAGGCCAACAGUAAAGAAUCAUACCCCAACAACAUCACCCAGGGUAGAAAUGCAGAGCUAUCACCCAACUCAGGCUGGGAGAAAGGUGAUGAAAUAUACCCCAUCUCCACUUGGUAGACUAGUAAGCACUUAUGCCCCAUCCACACUCAUGACAAUGACAGAGAGCCAUGGGAUCACCCCCAGAACAACAGUGAAAGACAGUGAAACUAUGGCAACCACCAAAAUAUUGGAGACCAACCCCUCUAAGAGAAUAGUAGAGGAAACCACCCCAACUACUCUCAAGGGACUAAUUAAUAAAACGCCAACUCCCCUGAUAAAUGACAUGGAAACAAGCAUCUUGACUUCUCCAAGGAGUAUGACGGAAGAGAACACCCUGACUACCCCCAGAAGAGUGGAUAAUAACAGAUGGACCAAGCCCCGGGGGUUAGUGGGAAAGAACAAGCUGACGGCGCCCCUGGGAGUGGGCCUGGAGCACACCACGGCCAUCUCGGAGGGGCGAGUGACAAUACGCACCACCACGACAGGCAGUGGCCCAACAGAAACCAAAGCCUCUACCGCUACCUGGAGUGUUAGUAAUCCCUUAUCUGGAACCAGCGUGUCGACCAGUGGAAUAUCCUCCGCCACCUUCCGGGGGCUGGCAAAGAAAUCUUCCAUGGCACCCAGGCCCUCAUCACCCUCCAAGGUCAGGGCAAAUCCAACCAUCCAGGUCCGUCACUGUGUGGUUGUGGAGCCAGCCCCAGCGGUGCCCCCUGCUCCCUCCCCCAGCCUGACAACAGCUAUGAUCCCAGAGGCACCCAGUUCCAAUCCCUCAGCGCUGCCUCCUGGGUGGCCAGACCUUCACUCCAAGGCAGAGUACCCCCCAGACUUGUUCAGCAUAGAGGAGAGGCGACAGGGCUGGGUGGUCCUGCACAUCUUUGGCAUGAUGUACGUGUUUGUGGCCUUGGCCAUCGUGUGUGACGAGUACUUUGUCCCAGCCCUGGGUGUCAUCACAGAUAAACUGCAGAUCUCAGAUGAUGUGGCAGGUGCCACCUUCAUGGCUGCUGGAGGCUCUGCCCCUGAGCUCUUCACCUCCCUCAUUGGUGUCUUCAUCUCUCACAGCAACGUGGGCAUUGGUACCAUCGUGGGCUCUGCUGUGUUCAACAUCCUCUUUGUCAUCGGCACCUGUGCCCUCUUCUCCCGGGAGAUCCUCAAUCUCACAUGGUGGCCCUUAUUCCGUGAUGUCUCUUUCUACAUCCUUGACCUGAUAAUGCUCAUUCUCUUCUUCCUGGACAGCCUCAUUACCUGGUGGGAAAGCCUGCUGUUACUGCUGGCCUAUGCUUUAUAUGUGUUCACCAUGAAGUGGAAUAAGCAGCUCGAGGUCUGGGUGAAGGAGCAGCUCAGCAGGAGGCCAGUGGCCAAGGUCAUGGCCCUAGGGGACCUCAGCAAGCCAGGCAAUGGGGCAGCUGCGGUGGAUGAGCUACAGGAAAACACGAAGCUAAAGGUGGUGCUCCCCGCGGUGCUGACCCGAGGGAGCAGCUCGGCCUCUCUGCACAACAGCACCAUUCGCAGCACCAUCUACCAGCUCAUGCUCCACAGCCUGGACCCUCUGGGAGAAGCCCGCCCCUCCAAAGACAAGGAGAGCUUGAGUCAGGAGGCCAAAGCCAAGCUUCACGCUAACGCAGAGAACAAACCAGAGGAGGGGCCAGCCCAGCUUCCUGCGGUCACAGUCACACCAGCCCCCGAUCCAGAUGUCAAGGGAGAUCAGGAGGAGGAGGAUCCCAGCGGUCAGGAAGGAGAUGUGCCUGGAGCUGAGAGCACAGGUGACGUGAUAGGUGAAGAGGCUGAAACUCCUGAUAGAGGUGAAAAUGGACAACAAGGUGGAGGUGAAACUCAACUGGAAGGUGAAGGUGAAAUUGAAGCAGAAGGAGAAGGAGGUGAAGAUGAAGGUGAAAUUGAAGCAGAAGGAGGAGAAGGUGAACAUGAAGGUGAAAUUGAAGCAGAAGGAGAAGGAGGUGAAGAAGGUGAAAUCGAAGCAGAAGGAGGAGAAGGUGAACAUGAAGGUGAAAUCCAAGCAGAAGGAGAAGGAGGUGAAGAUGAAGGUGAAAUCGAAGCAGAAGGAGGAGAAGGUGAACAUGAAGGUGAAAUCGAAGCAGAAGGAGAAGGAGGUGAAGAUGAAGGUGAAAUCGAAGCAGAAGGAGGAGGUGAACAUGAAGGUGAAAUUGAAGCAGAAGGAGAAGGAGGUGAAGAUGAAGGUGAAAUCGAAGCAGAAGGAGGAGGUGAACAUGAAGGUGAAAUCGAAGCAGAAGGAGAAGGAGGUGAAGAUGAAGGUGAAAUCGAAGCAGAAGGAGAAGGUGAACAUGAAGGUGAAAUCGAAGCAGAAGGAGAAGGAGGUGAAGAUGAAGGUGAAAUCGAAGCAGAAGGAGGAGAAGGUGAACAUGAAGGUGAAAUCGAAGCAGAAGGAGAAGGAGGUGAAGAUGAAGGUGAAAUCGAAGCAGAAGGAGGAGAAGGUGAACAUGAAGGUGAAAUCGAAGCAGAAGGAGGAGGUGAAGAUGAAGGUGAAAUCGAAGCAGAAGGAGGAGAAGGUGAACAUGAAGGUGAAAUCCAAGCAGAAGGAGAAGGAGGUGAAGAUGAAGGUGAAAUCGAAGCAGAAGGAGGAGAAGGUGAACAUGAAGGUGAAAUCGAAGCAGAAGGAGAAGGAGGUGAAGAUGAAGGUGAAAUCGAAGCAGAAGGAGGAGGUGAACAUGAAGGUGAAAUCGAAGCAGAAGGAGAAGGAGGUGAAGAUGAAGGUGAAAUCGAAGCAGAAGGAGGAGGUGAACAUGAAGGUGAAAUCGAAGCAGAAGGAGAAGGAGGUGAAGAUGAAGGUGAAAUCGAAGCAGAAGGAGAAGGUGAACAUGAAGGUGAAAUCGAAGCAGAAGGAGAAGGAGGUGAAGAUGAAGGUGAAAUCGAAGCAGAAGGAGGAGAAGGUGAACAUGAAGGUGAAAUUGAAGCAGAAGGAGAAGGUGAACAUAAAAGUGAAAUCAAAGUGGAAGGAGAAGGAGAAGGUGAACCUGAAGGUGAAAUCAAAGAAGGAAAAGACGCCGAUGAAUAUGAUAGUGAAGGUGAACUAGCAGAAAGAAAAGUAACUGAUGAAGGUGGAGGUGAACUCCAAGCAGAAGAUGGUGAAAUGAAAGCUGAUGAGGGUGAAAAUGAAGAGCGGGAACUCAAUGCUGAAAGUCAAGGUGAAGCCAAAAGUGAUGAGAAAGGUAGAGAUGGUGAAGGGGGAGGUGAAGGAGGUGGAAGUGAAGAUGAAGAGGAGGAAGAAGAGGAGGAAGAAGAGGAGGAAGAAGAGGAGGAAGAUGAGGCGGAGGAUGAGGAGGAGGAAGAAGAGGAGGCAAGUGAGGAGCCUUUGUCCCUGGAGUGGCCCGAGACCAGGCAGAAGCAGGCCAUUUACCUGUUCCUCCUGCCCAUUGUGUUCCCACUGUGGCUGACCGUGCCCGACGUCCGGAAGCUGGAGUCUAAGAAGUUUUUUGUUCUCACCUUCCUGGGAUCCAUCAUGUGGAUAGCCAUGUUCUCAUACCUCAUGGUAUGGUGGGCUCACCAGGUUGGUGAAACAGUAGGGAUUUCUGAAGAGAUAAUGGGUUUGACGAUCCUAGCGGCAGGCACGUCCAUUCCUGACCUCAUCACCAGUGUGAUUGUUGCUCGGAAAGGCCUGGGAGACAUGGCUGUGUCAAGCUCUGUGGGCAGUAAUAUAUUUGAUAUCACCAUGGGCCUGCCUGUCCCUUGGUUGCUCUUCUCUUUCAUCAAUGGAUUACAACCUGUUCCAGUCAGCAGCAAUGGCUUGUUUUGUGCAAUUGUUUUGCUUUUUCUCAUGCUCUUGUUUGUGAUCUCUUCAAUUGCAUCGUGCAAAUGGAGAAUGAACAAGAUCCUGGGCUUCACAAUGUUCCUCCUUUACUUUGUAUUCCUGAUAAUCAGCGUGAUGUUAGAAGAUCGAAUCAUUUCCUGUCCUGUAUCUGUCUGAGUCAGAGUCACUGUUGCUCACAAUGGACAUGGAUCAGAAAACCAUGCCAGAAGCUACUGCACUUGUUGUUACAAUAAUGAAAGAAUGAACAUGGUCCAGGAGAGUGACAGGAGUGGCCAACAACCUCUAAUGGGAAUGUCAUCUGGGACUGAACAUUAUCUUUGGAAACACCAGCAGCUCGUUGUGGAUUAAGAAUCUCACCUCUGGAGGGAUAGAGUUCCUACCCCUGACUGAUGUUGGCAGCUAUCAUGUGGAGGCCAGUAGAAGGACCUCUGGAGCUAGAGGGUUUUCUGAGAGAUAACUUGGGGGUGAGUGCAGGUGCAGUCACCCAUGCUCACAGUCCCUGCUCAUUCCUGAAGGGCUGCUGAUCCAAAGAUGCAGAUGUGGUCUGCACUGCACCCUUGGCACCUGGCCCAGGCAUACGCUGCAAUUUGCUGUCCCCUCUUUUCCUGUUUAAAACAUGAGGUUUUUUUGUUUGUUUGUUUUGUUUUAUCAGGUUUGUAAACAUUACAGGUCCAGUUAUUGGUGGGUUUACGGAACUAAGACUAUAGGAAAAAAAAAAAGUAUAACAGGAAUCAAUUAUCAUUACACAUCAUAGUCCAGUAAAAUGUGUACCAGUAUUUUAUAGCUUAAAAGGACUACCUUAGCUCUUGUAGCUGCAUUUCUGAAAACUGAAAUUAAAAUAAGUAGCCCAAGAAAUUAAAAUUUAUACAUCGCCCUUGAAUUGGAAGUAGGGGAGAUAUUAGGGAAGGAAAACUACUCUAAGGGCUAUUUAAACAUAUGUACUUACUAGAAAAUCCAAGUUAGUAUUGUCUCUGCCAAGUGGUCACCUUGAGGGAUUAGACACUCAUACAAAGCUUUCCUGUCUUUGCUCUUCCAGCAUAUUCUCGCCUAACAGUGACAGCCACUACUAGUGAGUAAGAAAAGGAGUAAUUUUAAAAAGAGUCCAAAAUCAGCAGAGCCAAGUCUGGUUUAUAAAGUAAGAGAUCCAGUGGGGUAAUAUUAUUUUUGUGUGUCAACCUAGAGAUAGGAUUAUAAAGCAAGACGACUGAUUUCCUGUGCGGUUUACAAGUGGAUCUCCAGGCAGUUACAGCGGAGAAAUUCCAAAAAUGCUUAACAUGAUGACAACAUGGUGAGAUAGAGAAUAUUACUGCUACCAAUAGUUAGUGUAAAGGACUUUUGUGUUUUUAAAAAUUGUGUGGCUAUUUAAACAUCGCAUGUGGAAUCUGAAGUGCUUGUAUAUUAAACACCACUGCUUGCUGCUUUUACUAGCAUUGAGUUAAGGGACACAUUCGAAAUGAAACAGUGCUAUGUCCCUGGUUUCAGAGCAGAAGAAGCUCAGGUGAUUAGAUAAUGAUGGUAAAUACAGCUUUAAUUAUGAGAGGAUUCAUUGAAGACUAGAAGAUAGCAGGACAGAUGCGAUGUAAAAAAAAAUUUUUUUUUUGGUGUUGAGGGGCUAUAUUCAAAAUACUUCAGUCCAUAAUCCAUCUCUUAAGAUGGGCUG
This is a messenger RNA of Mirounga angustirostris (Northern elephant seal), 6394 nucleotides long. It is a transcript of the gene SLC24A1, whose product is annotated as solute carrier family 24 member 1. Bases 436 to 4890 code for a protein of 1484 amino acids. The transcript is spliced from 10 exons. Lineage: Eukaryota; Metazoa; Chordata; Mammalia; Carnivora; Phocidae. Gene Ontology annotation, cellular component: plasma membrane. The record is from RefSeq and is a predicted model, not a curated record. Gene Ontology annotation, biological process: calcium ion transmembrane transport; intracellular calcium ion homeostasis; visual perception. Gene Ontology annotation, molecular function: calcium, potassium:sodium antiporter activity; calcium channel activity.